AUUCUUGGCCAUUUUAGGAGGUGCAAAAGUAGCCGAUAAAAUUCAGCUUAUUGAAAAUUUGUUAGAUAAAGUUAAUGAAAUGAUUAUUGGUGGAGGCAUGGCUUAUACAUUCCUCAAAGAAUCCAAAGGCAUGAAGAUUGGAACUUCCCUUUACGAUGCUGAAGGAGCAAAAAUAGUUAAUAAUUUACUAGAAAAGGCCAAGAAAAACAAUGUUCUAAUUCACUUGCCUGUUGAUUUUGUAACUGCCGAUAAGUUUGAUGAAAAUGCCAAUUCCAGUUGUGCUGCCGUAGAAGACGGUAUUCCCGAUGGAUGGAUGGGACUUGAUAUUGGUCAACAGACAAUUGAAAAGUUCAGAGAUCCAAUAAGAAGAGCAAAAGUUAUUGUGUGGAAUGGUCCAGCUGGUGUAUUUGAGUUUGAAAAAUUUUCCAAAGGAACUAAGGCCAUAAUGGACGAGGUUGUUGAGGUAACAAAGAAGGGAACAAUAACCAUAAUUGGUGGUGGCGACACAGCCACCUGUGCUUCCAAGUGGGGAACUGAAGACAAAGUUUCUCACGUUUCUACUGGAGGUGGAGCGAGUCUUGAACUUCUUGAAGGAAAAGUUCUUCCAGGAGUUGCAGCAUUAACAGAUGCUUAGUUUUUGUGAUCACACAAAUUUGUAUUUAUUUAAAAUUAUUAGUGUAAAUGUUCUUGAAGCUGUGUAAUGAGCUAAUUUUUUGUGAACCGAAUUGUUUAUAAAUGUUUUGAAUAUA
Messenger RNA from Leptinotarsa decemlineata (Colorado potato beetle), 749 nucleotides. It is a transcript of the gene Pgk, whose product is annotated as Phosphoglycerate kinase. Gene Ontology annotation, molecular function: phosphoglycerate kinase activity; ATP binding; ADP binding. Gene Ontology annotation, cellular component: cytosol. The record is from RefSeq and is a predicted model, not a curated record. Lineage: Eukaryota; Metazoa; Arthropoda; Insecta; Coleoptera; Chrysomelidae. Gene Ontology annotation, biological process: glycolytic process; gluconeogenesis.